CCGACUGCCGUUACGCCGCCAUUUUGUGAAUGGACGCCGUUGCCAUCGACAUCCUGAAAGCAGAGUAAAACAAACGCGAUUCCGAGCCUACUUUAACACGACACACUGCCAGUUAUAUCGCGUGUUAACCUGCGACGUUUUCCUCAGGAAAAACGACUGCAAUAACCCGCGUGUUCGCCGAGAACUGAUCAGCGAUGUCGGAGGAGCAGCUCCUGGGCGAAGAGCCGCUGAUGAAGAUGGAGGAGGAGGAGGAGGAUGAAGAGCAGCUCCUGGGGCCCGAUGAAGAAGGCCAGGGACAGGCGGAGGGAUCAAAGAUAGACGCCAGUAAAAACGAGGAAGAUGAGGGGAAAAUGUUCGUUGGAGGCUUGAGUUGGGACACAACAAAGAAAGACCUGAAAGACUACUUCUCUAAGUUUGGAGAGGUGGUGGACUGCACCUUAAAGCUGGAUCCUCUGACGGGACGGUCCAGGGGAUUUGGAUUCGUCCUGUUUAAAGAGGCUGAUAGUGUGGACAAGGUGAUCACACAGAAGGAGCACAAACUGAAUGGAAAAGCCAUCGACCCUAAGAAAGCAAAGGCCAUGAAGUCCAAAGAGCCUGUGAAGAAGAUAUUUGUAGGAGGUCUUUCCCCAGAUACUCCAGAAGAGAAGAUCAGAGAGUACUUUGAUGGCUACGGAGAGGUGGAAUCCAUUGAGCUGCCAAUGGAGAACAAAACAAAUAAAAGACGAGGUUUUUGUUUUAUAACAUUUAAAGAGGAGGAGCCAGUCAAGAAAAUAAUGGAGAAGAAGUACCACAACAUCGGUUUAAGCAAGUGUGAGGUGAAGGUGGCCAUGUCGAAGGAGCAGUACCAGCAGCAGCAGCAGCCGUGGGGGGGCAGAGGAGGGUACGCCGUCAGGGCCCGGGGCAGAGGAGGUCCCAAUCCGAACUGGAACCAGGGAUACGGAAACUACUGGAAUCAAGGUUAUGGAAAUUACGGGAACUAUGGCUACAACAAUCAAGGCUAUGGUGGAUACGGCGACUAUGAUUACUCUGGUUACAACAACUACUACGGAUAUGGUGACUACAGCAAUCAGCAGAGCGGCUACGGAAAAUUCCCGAGGCGAGGCGGCCAUCAAAACACUUACAAGCCGUAUUAACCAGAAACAUGCAGGUAUGCCGACGCAUAGCUCACACGUGCAUCUGUAGUCUCUAAAUCACCAUUUGUAAACUUUUUUUUACUUUUUUGGUAAUGUAUGUUGCUUAAUUUUUGUUUUUCUCUAAAGUUUCACAGCACCCUGAAGUGCUUUACAGUAGUGGUAACAUAGAGACUUUUGGCAGUAAUGUAACAGCUGGCUUUUGGCUGUUUCUUGCCAUUUUUAACUGUAAAAAUUAACAGGUACAGUACUGCUAAAUGGGUACCAGAAAAUAUGGAAUUACAAGGAAAGAAAGCCGAAGAAUGUUGUCUCCUAACUCUGACAUAUACCUUGUUUGUACCUGCCAGCGGGGACUUCCUUGCAGGCCAUGAGCUGACUUCCCGAUUGUCUCAGGCCCGCUCAAUGCGGACAGGGUACGAGAGGCGUACGCUCUCGAAUGCUCCCAUUUGGUAUGGUCUUCCAACAUCCUGUAUACGAAUUGUAAAAUCAAACAACUUCAGCAACAAAAACUUAAAAAGGACACUUCAAGCCUUUAUCCUGUUUUUGAUUUGUGUGCAUUUUUAUACUUUGUCUUUUUUUUAAUUUUAUUUAAAGGUUCCUUUUAAAAUGGGAUUGGUCUUAUGUAAUAAUAUAUUAUAAUGUAAUGGCAUUUUUUCCAGGCACCAUCAAGUAAUGGUAAAAUAUGACACGAGAGCCGGAAAUUAAAAUUAACUGUUCACUUUUUGAAGGAUACGGCUUUCUCUGGACUUUCCAGUGUUAAUAUGCAUUUCUAAUCUAAUCUUACAUGUAAUGCUUUCUUUAUUUGUAGCUCGUAAUAUCCUGUAAUCCUUGAGCUAAAAGCCGGUUUGUACUCGGAUGCCGCUGCGCUGGACAAAUACUUUUUUAUAUUUGUAUUGUGUGAUUUUUUUUUUCUACUGGCAGCGGUGGAAAAAGCUGUGUUAAUUUCAUCUAACAGAUUCUCUUUUUUAACCUUUUGAAAUCUUGGAAAGGUCUUAUUGUUAUGCUUGUAAUGCUCUUCCUUUUUGUCUUUUAAUUUCCAUCGAUUCACGGUUGCACAUUCAAGUGUUUUAAUUGAACACUAUUGAUUGUAUUUGCUAUUAUUCGAUUUCAAAGUCAUGUCUCCUUAUUGAAAUUAUUAAACAAUUGGGAUUCCUUGACAUUUUAUGAGUUUGUGUCCUUCUGAAGCGUAAUUGCGGUUUUCUUUUUUGUUUUUCAGAUGGACAAGCGAAUCUCAAGUCGACCCUGAGAGGAGAAAACAAGAGGACCAGAGGUCGCCAUUUCAUUCACCAGUUCAUUUUAAACCUGAAGUUACUUCGAAAGGACACGCACUAAAGAAUAUUUCAAGUGUUAUUUUGAAACAUAACGUCCAGAAUAUUUGUUUUUGUGUUUAAUUUGGUGUAGCUUGUGUAAGUUUAUUAUCGUAUUCCCUGCUGUGUUGUUGAAUACAAUGAACUAUAGAGAGCCUAAACCAUUUAGAAAUGAUUUGUAUACAGGUCUAUUAAUUUAUUGCUUACAAGAGCGUACAGAGUGUAGGCCAGCUAAUAUUCAUUUCACAUUGCAGUAUUUUGCUACAGAGUCAUGUAAACCAUUGGAAAAUGCAACAAAAUAAAGUGUAUUAACCUUUAGAGAUUAAAGUCAUAGCUCACCCAAAAA
Carassius gibelio (silver crucian carp) is the source of this 2783-nucleotide messenger RNA. Its product is annotated as heterogeneous nuclear ribonucleoprotein D0. The transcript has 7 exons. Bases 195 to 1133 code for a protein of 312 amino acids. Gene Ontology annotation, biological process: regulation of gene expression. Gene Ontology annotation, cellular component: nucleoplasm. Gene Ontology annotation, molecular function: RNA binding. NCBI's taxonomy places the organism in Eukaryota, Metazoa, Chordata, Actinopteri, Cypriniformes, Cyprinidae. The record is from RefSeq and is a predicted model, not a curated record.